AUGACCGUUAAAAAAUUUGCGAUCUUCUUCCUUGUGUGUCUCAUUUUCGCAACAUUACGCAUACAAUAUUCGUCUGCAGCAAAACCACUGCUAUUAGAUCGUAAAUUACGCAAACUUAAUGAACAAGUUCAAAAGCACGACGGUGUUGUAGAACUUGAUUCUGACCUGUUUGAUGAGUUUCUCGCUAAACCACGAAACUACUCGUUCGUCGUUUUGUUGACUGCACUUGAUUCUUCUAUAAAUUGUCAUCCAUGCAAAGAAUUCGAUCCAGAAUUUCGACUGGUAGCUAGAAGUUGGGAAAAAAUCGGUACUCCUUCUCGACUGUUUUUCGGAAUUUUGGAUUAUCAGAAUGGCAGAGAAAUUUUUAAUAAGCUUAAGCAAAACACCGCGCCCUCCCUAUGGUAUUAUCCAGCGAUAGAAGGACCUUUUGCCAAAGAUGUUUCAGAACCUGAUAAAUAUGAUUUUUCUAACAGAGGAUUUGGAGCCGAAGAAUUUGCAUCAUACUUAACAAAUCAUCUAGGAGUUCAAGUACCACUAAAACGACCACCAAACUACUUCUUGAUCGUACUUAGUGUAUUCUUUUUAAUUGGUGCUUUGGCUGCGAUAAAGCUGCUUUUCCCAUUAGUGAGAGGUGUAUUCGAGAGUAAGAAUACUUGGGCUGCGAUUUCUUUGGUUAUCAUUCUUAUGAUGAUUUCAGGACACAUGUGGAAUCAUAUCCGAACACCACCUUACGUGACUACAAAUGGCGGCAAUAUUAAUUAUAUCGCUGGCGGAUUUCAGAAUCAGUAUGGUCUAGAGAGCCAGAUUGUUGCCAUCCUGUAUGGAUUAUGCGCAUUUGCUGUCGUUUCAUUGACAGUUACAAUUCCAAAACUGGAGGAUAAGAUGAAACAGCGCUUUGGAUGGGAAUCCUAG
This is a messenger RNA of Ambispora gerdemannii, 912 nucleotides long. The record is from the annotation of a GenBank genome assembly. NCBI's taxonomy places the organism in Eukaryota, Fungi, Glomeromycota, Glomeromycetes, Archaeosporales, Ambisporaceae.